Molecule: messenger RNA, 1320 nt
Organism: Didymodactylos carnosus
Lineage: Eukaryota; Metazoa; Rotifera; Eurotatoria; Philodinida; Philodinidae
Source: the annotation of a GenBank genome assembly
AUGGUAAAUUCGAAAAAACGAGAAUUACUCGAACGAUAUCGAAAUCUAUUAGAAAAUAAUUUGAUAUUAACCGAUGAAUUUUUAAAAUGGUUUAAAGAUAAAAGAGUAUUACCAGAUUUUGUUAUCGAUGAAAUUAAAGCUAUUACAAAUUCCAGCGAACGAAACAAAAAAUUUUUUCCAAGUCUAAUUGAAAAUGGUGAUUUGGCUUUUAAUAGAUUUUCCGAAGCAUUAAUUGCUAAUGGACAACCAUUUCUAGGUGAAUUUCUUGAAGCAGAAGAGAAAAAAUUGGACGAUGUACUAGACAAUGCUACGGAAAAAAUUGUUAUUGAUGAUGAAUUUGUACGGAAAUGUCCGGGAAUUGAUAAAUUGAAAGUUGAAACACGAGAAAAACUAAAAAAUUAUCUACAAGAACAACUGUUAAAAGUUUUUCUAAAAGAAACGUGGAAACCACAGAAUCAAGGAAAAUCGGUUGAACUAAUCAAUUUAAAGCGUCAACAUUAUGAAACACAGCAAAAAUUAAUCGAAACGGUUGAAGAAGAAAAACGAAAUGUCAUUACACUGAAAGAUACGCUAAAAUCAGAACAGAUUGCUCGUCAACAAAAGGAAGAAGAGAUGAAAGAAUUGCGUGGAGAAGUUGGUCGUUUGAAAGCAGAUUUUGAACAAAGAUGGACUAGUCAGAUAAAAAUGGUUGAUGCCAACAAUCGUUCUGUAUUUAAAAUGCAUGAUAAAAUGGUUAUGUUGACAGAUUGGUUAAGACAAUUAGAUAAAAUGUUAAAAACGACAAUCUUACAAAGUGGUUUGGAUGGAGAUACAAUGGAUCAAAUGCAAAAUAAAUUAAGACGUUAUACAAAAGAAAUUGAAUCAUUAAGAGGUCGAGGAAUUGGCACUGAUAAACUGAGAGAUGAAUUGUACGAUUCAUUAUACACCAGUCGAUAUUUACCGAUACAAGAUAAGAAAAAUAAACCCUUUCACGACUUUCUAUUAAAUUUAUUUGGUAUUAAUCAAGUAACAGAAUUGGCAGCGAUAUGUACCAAGGAUGUUUUACAAAGUAAACAAGAACAAGAUCAAUUAAAUGAGAUCAAAUGGCGUGAUCUAAAAAUUGAAGAAUUAGAUCAUUUAAAUAAAGAAUUACAAGUCGAACUCGAUCGUUUAAGGUCGUUGGCAAAUAAUUCUGAUCAAGAUGCAAAUAAAAUGGUUAAGAAAAAAGAAUGGAAACCACCAUCGAUGGUUGCUACACCAAGAGAUGCAAGUAAACAGAAAACUCGUGAAACAUUGAAACCAUCGAGAGUGGAAUUUGGAUCAAAACCAGGCAACAGUUAA